Molecule: messenger RNA, 2655 nt
Organism: Penicillium pulvis
Lineage: Eukaryota; Fungi; Ascomycota; Eurotiomycetes; Eurotiales; Aspergillaceae
Product: decapping enzyme complex catalytic subunit DCP2
Exons: 2
Coding region: 133-2655 (840 amino acids)
Biological process (GO): nuclear-transcribed mRNA catabolic process, nonsense-mediated decay; deadenylation-dependent decapping of nuclear-transcribed mRNA
Cellular component (GO): P-body; cytoplasm
Molecular function (GO): manganese ion binding; RNA binding; 5'-(N(7)-methylguanosine 5'-triphospho)-[mRNA] hydrolase activity
Source: RefSeq, a predicted model, not a curated record
AAAUUCCUCUGCCCGUCCUACAACUAAUUAGCAAUCUUCCCGUUCGACCUCUGACACCUGUCGCGUUCGCGACGCAAGCAAAACACCUAGUUUCGGUUGUCUGUGCUGAGAUGCUAAGCUUCGUUGCCCAGUAUGACCGAAACAAAGAUGCAACUAGAAGACUGGCUGGAUGACUUAUGUGUCCGCUUCAUUAUCAACCUACCCCGUGAGGAGCUCGAAUCAGUAGAGCGAAUCUGUUUCCAAGUCGAAGAGGCACAAUGGUUUUAUGAAGAUUUCAUUCGUCCACUUGAUCCUGCGCUACCAAGUCUCUCUCUGAAAGCUUUCGCCCUCCGCAUUUUCCAACACUGCCCUCUUAUGUCGCAAUGGUCCCACUACCAUCAUCAAACGGCCUUCUCAGAGUUCCUGGCCUAUAAGACUCGCGUUCCAGUUCGUGGAGCAAUUAUGUUGAACCAGGACAUGGACGAAGUUGUCUUAGUCAAGGGCUGGAAGAAGGGCGCUAACUGGAGUUUCCCUCGAGGAAAGAUCAAUAAAGGCGAGAAGGAUUUGGAUUGUGCUAUCCGUGAGGUUUACGAGGAGACUGGAUUUGACGUACGCAACGCAAACUUGGUGGAAGACGACGAGGCUGUCAAGUAUAUCGAGAUCUCCAUGCGCGAGCAACAUAUGCGACUUUAUGUUUUCCGCGGCGUUCCCCGCGACGCUUAUUUUGAACCACGGACACGCAAAGAAAUCAGCAAGAUCGAAUGGUACAAGUUGUCAGAACUGCCAACACUCAAGAAGAAUAAACAGGAUGAAGGGCUAGCGGUGGCCAAUGCCAACAAAUUCUACAUGGUUGCGCCCUUUUUGCACCCGUUGAAGAAAUGGAUCUCGCAGCAGAAGAAACAUGUGUCUAAGGCUCAAGGUGGUGCCGCUUACUCUCAGAAUGAAGGUUACACUUCAGUCGACGACAAUGGGUUUCAAACAAGCGAUUCGAUGUUUCCGUCUGCCGCUGUACAUGGUGUUCCUGUUCCGAGCGAUUUGCCCGAAGUGACCUCCGUUGAAGAUGUCUCGUCUCAUCUCAAGCGACUCCUCAAUAUCAAUGGAGGUGUAUCAACGCCAGCGCAAAUCCAAGCCGCACAGCCUGCUCAACCGGCAGCGGUGGACCAAUCCAAGUCAAAUGCUUUGCUUGAAUUAUUGCGACAGGGCUCCCAAGACGCCGCUCCUCAGGUUCGGAAUGCUGCUAAUACCCCGCCGAUAUUACCUAUGGCACAAGCGCCUCACUUGGCACCCAACUUCUACCCUGGUUUCCCACAGCAGCAGCAGAACAUGGCCCCAACGAACUUCAUGCAGCAGACAUCUGCGCAACCAUUUUACAACGGUCCGCCUCAGGCAAACAUGCAACAUGCUCAUUUCCCUCCUGUGAGCCACCCGGAGCUUUCUGGGUCGCCCGCUGUUCAACAAAUCCAUCCAAGGCAUACCCCAAGCUAUCAGAACCGCCAACCUGUGUUUCAAUCCAAUUCCUUGGCACCCCAAAGACAAGGAGCGGCUCCGUUCCAGCAGACCGGGGAUCCUCAGUUCUCCCAGCAGGCCCAACCACCUCAGAAAAUGGGGGCAAGAGUGCCACCGGCGAGUAAGCUGCCUCCGCCAACGCUCAAUAGCCAAUCACUCGCAUUGCUGGGUAUGUUCAAGAACGAAGCCUCCCAAAGUCCGAGGAGCCCUCAGGUUGCUACACUCGCCGCUCCAGAGCAAGGUCAUGUCAAGGUGCGGAAGACAUCACAACAUCAAGACAGUCUUUUAAAUCUAUUCAAGGGCCCGGCCACCUCACCCGCUCCUCCACCGGUCGAACUGUCAGGCAAUCCUGUACCCCCAGCUCCAUCCGCACCUGCCGAGGUUCAGAUUCUCCAGCGAGCCCACCAGCAGACAAGCCACAACACACAGCGAGGAUCUGGUGCAUCCAAACUGGUCCAAACUGUGGCUACCGUACCUGGGCCUUUGAACAUGCCCCAGUUCGAGGCGAUUGCCAAGUCAACAUCCAGGAAAGGACCGAAUGGACCUAGUCGGAAGAACAACUUCAACCGACGAGAUCACCAGCAGACACAGCAGCUUUCAUCUCCCAUCACGAUCUUGCCGCGGCCUCAGUCGUCGAAGCGUGAUACAUCCAUCUCCGGACUUAACGUGCAGACAAUUCAGCCUUCGAAUCAGUCUCCUGCCCCUCAACCGCAAGCUCCUGAGCCAAUCAAGCCAUUCCAGCCACAAAUUUUGCGACGUUCUGAGAAGACAGGAUAUGAGAACUUGAUGGUGAAGACUCCAAAGACUGAAAAUGUGGACCGCACAAGUCCGGCCCCGGGUGUACAGACACAGACACAGACAGCAGCCCCUCACAACUUUGACCGUCGACCGAGUCAGACAAGCGCCCAAAAGGAGGCUCUUUUAUCUCUAUUUGGCAAACCAGGUCUGUCUUCAUCUCCCACCUCCGCUGCCCAACCAGACCACCAUGCUAUGGCAGUCUCAGGGCUGGUUAGUCCACUUUCAUCCCGUCACUUUCCCAGCAGCGCUGAAUCCCUCUCACGUCGUGGCACCCCCUCUGAGACCGAUAUGGUCCCCAAUCGCAUUGCAUCACCGAAUCAUAAGGCGUUUCUUCUGGGGUAUUUGCAAAGUGCUGCCAAGGGUGGCAAAUGA